This is a messenger RNA of Mya arenaria, 1073 nucleotides long. RefSeq names its product putative nuclease HARBI1. Lineage: Eukaryota; Metazoa; Mollusca; Bivalvia; Myida; Myidae. Bases 28 to 996 code for a protein of 322 amino acids. The transcript has 4 exons. The record is from RefSeq and is a predicted model, not a curated record.
UUAAAACAUUAACGGAAGGUUUCCAAGAUGGCGGCUCUAUUUGUAAAUCAUAGAAAAGUGAAAGAAUUUCGGCACACUGCACAUGUACAGAAUAUGCUAGACAAUGAGAUGUAUGCCAGAUACAGAUAUACAAAUGGUGGAAUAUAUUAUCUAGAGGAUUUGCUGAAGGAAUCACUGGAAAGAACGACAAGAAGAAACAGAGCACUUACUGUUAUACAGAUGAUUCUGAUUACGUUGCGCUUCUUCGCCACAGGAGCAUUUUUUAACAUCAUUGGUGAUAGCAUGGGCUACCACAAGUGCACUGUGUCACGUGUUGUAGCCCAAGUAACAGAAGCAAUGUGUGGUCACAUACAUCAGUUUGUGAUGUGGCCUGAUGCCAAUGCUCGAGCAUGGAAUAUGACAGAAUUUUUUAAGAAAGCUGGUUUCCCGAAUGUUGUUGGAUGUGUAGACGGAACACAUAUCCGAAUCCAGGCGCCAUCCGAAGAUGAACCAGCCUUCGUGAAUAGGAAAGGCUUCCAUAGCAUCAACAUGCAGGCUGUAUGUGACAUCAAAGGAAAAUUUACAAGUGUAAAUGCAAGCUGGCCUGGGUCGUGCCACGACGCGCACGUCUUCAGAACGUCGGGAUUGGCAGCCAAACUGACCAUUGAACAUGUCGCGUUUUCAGAUGGUGUCCUUUUAGGAGACAGUGGGUACGCCCUGAAGACAUUCCUCAUGACCCCUUUCAUUAGGGUUGACAGUGAAGCAAAGGAAAGAUAUCAACAGGCACACACUCGGAAAAGGGCCUGCAUUGAGAGAGCAUUUGGCAGGCUUAAGAGGAGAUUUCAUGUUUUACAUUCAGAGAUACGCCUCAGACCAGAAAAGGCAUGCAAGGUAGCUGUGGCAUGUGUAAUCCUACAUAAUAUUGCAGUGGACAUGAACAUGCCUAUGGACGACGAUGAGUUCAUUCAGCCACAGAAUGGGAAUGCACCAAGAUGGUGGUACUGGCGUUGCCACUAGAGACUUCAUUGUGGAAAACUUCUUCUCUGUGUAGUAUCGAUAUGGACUUAUAUAUACCACUGCUAUCAUAAAUGCUC